GUGUGUGUGUGUGUGUGUGUGUGUGUGUGUGUGUGUGUGUGUGUAAGCUGAGAAAAAGACAGAAACGCAUCUCGUUUAGAUUAAUGAGGGGCUGCGCGCUCGGCCGCUGAACAUUAUGAUCACUGCUGUUUGAGGAGUGGCUCUGCAAAAGGUAGACGAGCAAUGUAAUUUCACCCAGGUGGUGCGUUCAGGUCUCCAGUGAUUGUAGUCUUUAUAAAGUCCCACGCAUUUCAUUUUGUAAAUGCAUGGGUGGCAAAUGUAGGCAGCUGAGGAAACAUCUCAGAAUAGGCAACCGUAAACCAGCAAUUGUGAUAUACAUAUUCAGAAUGUGGUUAUUUUGCUGUUCUUCCUUAUUUCUUGUUUAAUGUACUUGAUUAUAAUGUGAAAAGUCCUGCAGGAAAGUUUCCGUGUGCAYGCACUACUUAGUCCUCGGUUCACCUGCAGGAGGAGCUGUGGCUCGCUGCAGUCUCUCUGUAGCUGUGGAGCAGAAGAGAGAGAUCCCUUUUUUUCCUCCUUCAGUGGCAUGAAUAAUAUCCCCAGUGCCGGAGAGAAAGAGAGCGUAUCAAGAGGCGAAAGAUAGCCGUCGCUGUGACAGACAAGAGCGUGGCACAACUUGUCUUCCUGACGGCACCGUAGGGCCAGUGGUGGGGAAGAGAGAGCGAGUGGAGCAGAGUGUCAGGCUGCACAUCAAAAGCACACUCACACACUCACACAGAAACAGGGCAGAUCGCUCCAGGAGAAGUUCAGGGAGAGGACUGACCUCAGAAAGGUACAGUAUGAUCAUUUCUGCUGCAGCCGUGCCACCAUUUUUUUCAGAUCUGAAACAAUCAGAUGUGUGAUGUUUGCACAUAGUUUUCCAGGUGGGGUCGGCAGAAGUUCUGUUCGUGGUUUCUCCCGACCUGAGCCCUGUUGUCCUGUAGAGGAGCUGUGUGUCUCCCCUGCAGAGGAACUUGUCUCUGUGCUCGCAGAGACGAUGGGGGAGCUCUCAGUGAAAGACAAGGAGCUGAUACGAGACAGCUGGGAGAGCCUGGGCAAGAAUAAAGUUCCUCACGGGGUCAUCAUGUUCACCAGAUUGUUCGAGCUGGACCCUGAGCUCCCCAGUCUGUUCAACUACAGUAAAAACUGUGGUUCCAAACAAGACUGCCUCUCCAGUCCUGAAUUCCUGGACCACGUCACCAAGGUGAUGCUUGUGAUCGAUGCAGCCAUCAGCCACCUGGAUGAUCUUCACUCCUUGGAGGAAUUCCUGGUCAACCUCGGGAAGAAGCACCAGGCAGUGGGAGUCAGCACGCAGUCAUUUGCUGUGUUGGGGGAGGCCCUUCUCUUCAUGCUGCAGUGCAGCCUGGGCCAGGCCUACACGGCACCGCUGCGUCAAGCCUGGCUCAACAUGUACAGCAUCGUGGUGGCCACGAUGAGCCGAGGGUGGGCCAAGAACGAGGAGGACAAGGAGGACWAGGCCGACUGAGGCGCGCAGCGGGAGCUCCUGAGCAUUGGCUGUCAGAUCAUCAACAACGGUUGCCAUGGAAUAAGGUUGUGUAACUGUGCAGCACUGUGGCUUUGGCUGCUUUGCAUUUGCUCUGGGAGUUGGGUUGUUUAGAAUAACCAAUGUAUGGUGUAGUUACACUUUAAAUUCAGACCGGGUGACUGCAGAGUUUAUUUUCUUUGCCGUGGAAAUUUAGCUUCCAUCCAGUGCUGUUGUGAGAGUCCGAGUCAGCCGGCUAGAGAAGCAUCGGGGAUCACUUCUGAGUCUCUUUGUACAGAAUAGCUUUGAUAUAUAUUUACUCAAACAAUAACAGUGACUUUAGUGGUCUUUGUGGUGUAUCUUAAAAGAGCUGCACACUUUUAAAACUAUAUAAAUAACMUUUCAGCAUCACACACUCAAACUGUGACUGUUAACUGUGGUCAGCAACAGGCAGCUCUUUAUUCAUCUGAAACACUCAACCUUGUGGGACAAUGCAAUGUGAUUUCACAGAAAAAAUUCAGAUCUGACUGUACGCGUGUGUUUUUAGAAUUAAUGGUACACAAGUUAUUUUUGUUCAUGACUGUGUUAUUUGAAGUUUACUAAAUGUUAAUCAAAAGCUACUGACAAGAACUGUUAUACUUUCUGAUAGCUUUUAUUUUCAGUGAUUUACGACUGUUAAGGUGUCCGUGUACACCUUACUCAACGUGAGUUGUGAUCCUCUCCUCAUUUGAGGUUUUGAGUGUGUCAGUAGGCGUCUAAUGACUGUUAAAAUCAAACCAAUAGACUGUUACGUGAUCUUUAGCGUUUGACUGUGAAGGGCAAAUUGAAAGAGUUGUAACUCUGUUUCUUGGCUAGCAGUCUCAAUUUGUUGUGAAGUAAUUUUGCUGUGUUGUAGUUAUGCUCCUGAAUUGCAUUGUCGUGCUACAAAUGUAGUAUUACCUCUCAGAGUGGCCUGUGUUACUCAAACAUAUGUGAACGUGAGGCUUUGCAAUGAGCAUUUUCAAAUGCCUCCAUGACACUGUAUCAUCAACCUUAUUGGUGAGAAAGCCAAGUAAAAAAGUUGUGCCAAGUAUUAGAUAACACCAUUCAACUGUUAAUCCAAGCUACUGAUAUGUGGCUGUGUUUCCUUUUGUCCGUAUUUGUAUUUAUAAAGUUUAUUUUUAUAUUCUGAACUGUAUGUGUUGUGAAAUAGCAUUACCCAAAUGUCAAGCAACACAUCCAUCUGACAUGUUCUGAUCAGGUUACUUUURAUCAGAACUUGAAUAAUUUAAAGAAACCAUUCAGAUGUUUUAAAGUAGGGUUUUGUGAAAAUGUUCAUUUCUUUCCUGUUGUAGAUAAAUUUUUGGUCAACCKCAGUUUGRAUGAAGAGUUUGAUUAUGCUGAAAUGAUGAUCUAAUGGCUCAUCUAGGCAGAGCCUAGACCAAAGUGGACUACAGCUGCCUUUAAACACUUCCAAUCUCAUGGCUAAUUGAAGAGUUAAUCAAGCAGAAAUAUUAUAAUAUUCUGGCAAGCAAUGCUCCAGGUUGCACAAGRAGAGGUACAGCUAGCUGCUGUCGUGAUUUGUGCUUAUAUAAAAUUUUAUAUUGUGGGUAUUUUAAAUUACAGUUAAACAAAUGACACAAAGACAAAAUAUGUUUUACGUGGYCAUGCAAUAUUUACUUUUCUCUGAUAGAAGUAACAAAGAUACUUCUAUUAUUUAGUUAACUCUAAUGAAAAACAAAACAUAACAUGCUCUACAGAUGUUUUUUUCAUUAGUUAACAUUUUGACUCUAAGCAAAGUUCCUGUGGGACAGUGAGGCAUUAACUAACUAAAACRUUAAGAAUAACAUAAGGAUAGUUGUUGUUGUUUAUAGCCCACUGAAGUACACAGCACAGCUGCUGCCUAACGAUUAACAAGAUAACUUUACAUUUAGACUUUUAUAAUAUUUUUAAUUAAAAAAAGUUUACAACCUUCAAAUUAACUUAUAUAAACAAACCACAACUAAACCUGUGCUGAAUCUAUAUCAGCAAAUAAUACAAACCACAUUUAAUUUACCCCUUUAAAACAUUAAAGUCAAUAACAUUGCGGAAGAAACAAGCAUUAGCACUGUUAGCUGCUGUCUACACCCCAUAGAAAAAAACGUUAGCAGAAUGCUAAUUUUUUCAAAACACUCAAGCAGUGAAAACAUAUUUUCUUGAUAUUUUACAACAAAGAAGUUAAUUUACUUACAUUUUUUUAGAUGUUUGCUCAAUGUUACGUCUGUUUUCACAAAGUCCUUCAGAACAAUACAGUAGUAAAUAAUCUAGAGCCUCCUAGUAGAUUGCAGGGAGUCAUUUCAACAUCUUGCCUCUACCAAAGAAGAAUCACUUUUAUCUUUUCACAGUUUAUCUUUUUUAAUAAAGCUUUUAUCACUUUAUUAAAAUAAUAAAGUGAGUAGUUACAAACUUUUAUUUGGAAAUGGAAAAAAUAAAUGAGUUAUACAGUUUUAAUUUUUCAAAUUUGUGUUCAUGUUCAUCGCUGUGAAAUUUUUGAGAAUAGCUUUGUUUUCAGAUGGUAGCAUUCCAGUUUGGUCUUGGCCACCAACRAGCCUUUACAUCCUCAGUCCAGUUCAAAUUAAACUUUAUUUAGACAAAACGAGAUUGCUCGAAGAACAAUCUACAACAGAUAAUAAAUGUUCACSACCUUUCCACAGAACCCSACUUCAAAGCAUUUAAACCAUUGCUUUAAUGUGCAAUUCUUAUGGAAACUGUAAAACCAGGGUUUUCUGUUGGAACUGUUUUAUCCAGUCUGUACUCGGACCUCCCCACAGGUGUAAUGUUUAACUGUCUGCAUUUUGUAGUAACUCUUUUUCCUGUAAGUAUCAGUUAGCAGCUCUAUGCAGCUUGUUUUCUGCCACAUUUCUGUUUUAAACUGACAGUAAGCGUUUUUAGGUGACAUGUUUCAGUGUGUAUACUGUCUACCUCAUCAUUAUCAGCUGCUAUCGAACAGUGAUGAUUUCACCUAGUUAUCAACCAAAAACUCACAUUACUGUUAGAGUUGUUACAAGCACUUGUAGUAAAAGAAAUCCCUUAUUCCGGUUCAAAGAACAUGCUAUGUGUUUACCUUAUACUAAAUAAAGUGAUCUGUGGGUAUUUCACUGCUAAACGAGGUCGGCGUGUUUUUCACAGGCCACAAAGUCGUCGGCUUUUCAGACCAAUCACACGAUGCCCGACUUCGUUCCCGCCGACGGGCCGUCCACGAGUUACGUAAGAGCCGAGCGGUGAGUCGGCUCGUCGCCUUCAGCUGCAGAGACGAGGGCGACUUCAUGCCCGUCAGCACGCUUUACUCAUGCAGCUGUGCAACGCCACGACGUUUGCAGAAUGUCUCACACACACACACACACACACACACACACUCAGUUUGGUUUUGUUCCUGCUAAAGUCCAGUCCAUGAGUUGGCUGACUGUUCUGCUGAAGUGGCCUUAAUCUGUCUCUCUGUGCAGCCCCACAGUGUCUGCCUGUACCAGARCGGUCUGCUGGAUUUGUUUUGCCUUCAUGCUCCACGUCUUGGUGCAGUUUGUCUCAUCGCUGGGCUCCACGGYCACUCGACUGUUUCGUUUCCAACUCAAACUGAAACAUCUGAUAAGCUGCUGCCUAAAAAAAAAUCACUUUCUUAAACGAGCAAUAAUUAAUUAAUCAGGUCCUAUAGAUGCUUACCUGUGCUCGCCAUCAGGGCUGUCAUCUGGAGGGGAGUCUCAGAAAAGACGACACGCGUUUUUAGAAAGUCUGCAACGUGUUUUAGAGUCAAGGGGGACAUUGAAUGUUGUCAUGGCAACUAUUAAGUGAUGGCCGUAUAUGUGUGUGUGUGUGUGUGAGCUUGAUGGAGAAGGAAAGCAAAGCAAAGCUCGCUCAAUCACUCAUCCUAAAACGACACAGGAGAACCUCGCCGCUGCAGCACAAACCUGCCAGGCAACCACCACAAUAAUCCAGUUAGGCUUUUUUUCUUUCACAUGGCUCAUAUGAUGGAUUAGAAACUACUUCCUGCAGCAGGAGGCUGAGACAUUUUCUAUUCUGAGCAUCUGGGCAGGAGAGAGGCAGGCUGCACUCCCAGAGGAAUUCACCUUUCACAGAGACAGGCUCCCGGCAGUUGCCACGGGGGACAGGGGAAAUGUCAAGUUGUCUUUUUCUCCUCUUCUUUCAUAACUCAAAGCACUGAAGAAGUCCUGUGUUUAAUAAAAGGCAGGCUGUGUUUCUUCCCUUCUGAAAAUCCUUUAAUUGCUGCAGGAAAAUGCUAUCUUACUGGUCAGAGUUUGGUGUUUCUUAGAAAAAAAACCUGUCAUUUCUACAUUUGAAAAGCAUCUAAUUUAGUGAGCGCCUGCUGCUGCCCGACUUACCCACAUUCCUCCUGUACAGAAGGUUGUCUCAGGAGUGGUUUGUAUGCAGACACACACCUCGCAGCCAACGUGUGCUUCGAUUCUUGAAAAGCCUUUUCCACUAAAAAGAGGACAUGGAGUCUGAGACGAUCAGCAGGURCAGACUGGCCCGUUUUAAACAAACGACAGAAGUUAUGUUUAUCUGUUCCCGUCGAGCAGUAGAUGACUGAUUUCUGUCUGUUAAAUAUACGUCCACCAGGCUGGACAGAAAUAAUCUGCUUUCCAGGAACUCUGAAAUCCCGCUGGUUAGUACAUCACUUUUUUUCCCUCCUCUAUCAUUAUGUACAAAAAUCAUGAGUAAAAAUUUAAGCAAAGACCAUUUCUUCACCAGCUGCAGUAGGACCACAAAUUGUUGUUCUUAAGCUUCAGUUUUUGUGAAUAAAAUAAGCAGAUGCUCAUCCUGGUUUCUUCAAAAUCUCAGCACAAGAUUUUUUAAACAAAUGUAAAAUGGUUUCUUUGAACAUCUGACAUAAAUUAAUAGCGGUAAAAACUUUCCUGAAGAGAAUGUACAGUACAUGUUCUUUUCACAGCAGAAGAUUGUAACUAGAAAUACAGACCACAAUAAAGUAAGUGGACUGAGCCAAAUCCGUUUAAAUUGUGAAAUUGAAUACUCUCUCUCUUGGACAUACGUAAAACAAACCACAGACUCAAACUCUAAAUAACAUGUUUAUGGUGUUAAAGAGAGGGGAAAAUGGGAAAAACCGAUAGACCUCAAACAGACAUACUGUACAGAAACAUUUCUGGUUACAAGAAAACCAUUUCCGCAAAAAAAAAGGAACAAUCUGUGCACGGUCAUUAUAGAACUACGUAUAUCCCAAUUCUUUUUAAUUGAAAUUUUCCAAGAAAAAUGAAGCAAUCUUUUAGUAAACAAACCCACAGGAGAGGCUGAUGACUCACUUCUUGGUCCCAACAGCUUUUGUCAGUGAAGCCACAAAGUUUGGCUUGAAUUGAAGCAAAAUAUGGAAUAAUUUGAUGUCAUUUUACAAGAGUUUCAACUUAAAUUUCUACAAAAUGAUUCACACUCAGUCAGAUGACAAAAUAAAUACAGGUCUACACUUACAAGAAGCAAAUUAUUUUGGUGAUAAUCUCCAAAUAAAUGUAGUUAUUUGUAUUUUCUUUCAUGAGGAUUGUUCUGUUUGUAUAAGACUAGAAGAAGGUGGUUUCUGCUCGUGUCUAUAUUAAACCAAAGAAGCCCGGAAUCAAUACUUUUUUUCUGAUGAAUUUUGUAUUUGUAGCUUUCAUCUGCAGCAUAUUUCAGGCCGUGCUGGAUUGUCAUUCAGAAACGAGGAAUAUUCCUUCAAGGCACAGCAUGAACGUCGACAACAAUCAGCGAGCAUGA
Messenger RNA from Austrofundulus limnaeus, 7189 nucleotides. RefSeq names its product neuroglobin (gene ngb). The transcript has 4 exons. Bases 839 to 1462 code for a protein of 207 amino acids. The record is from RefSeq and is a predicted model, not a curated record. Gene Ontology annotation, molecular function: oxygen binding; heme binding. NCBI's taxonomy places the organism in Eukaryota, Metazoa, Chordata, Actinopteri, Cyprinodontiformes, Rivulidae.